CUCUCUGGCUUUGCAACAUCUACCCUAGAGCCAAAAUGGGUGGUGAUUGGACACUCCGCUCCCUUUUGAUGGUUCUCCUGUCUAUCUCCUUGGCGGCGGCUGGACCCCUUCGCAGCCGGAUCGUUGGAGGCCGUGAAGUGAAGCCCCAUUCCAGACCUUACAUGGCAGCUUUGAAAAUCAAUGGACAUUUUGGAUGUGGGGGGUUCCUCAUUGCCCCCCGGUGGGUGUUGUCAGCAGGCCACUGCAACGGAGAUAUUUCCGUCAUUUUGGGGGCGCACGAUCUGAACGCUGUUGAAGAGACCUGGCAAGUGUUUGGAGUCAUAAGCUAUCACGAACAUCCCGGUUAUUCCGUAGUAGCGGGUAUCCCUUUCAACGACAUCUUGCUGCUGAAGCUGGACCGUGAAGCUCAACUGAAUGAAUACGUUCAAAUGAUCCCUAUCCCAAAGUCCAUGGACGACCUUCCUAAAAACACCCCAUGUUCUGUGGCGGGAUGGGGCCGGAGAGAUGCCACGUAUUUUCCCACACCGAAGCUCUUUGAGACCAAUGUGACGGCCCUCGGUCGUAGAAAAUGUCUCCUGUUUGAUCCAGAACUUACUGACGGGAUGAUGUGCGCUGGCAGUCGGGCCACGCUCUGCGAUGUUAGCAAUGGGGAUUCUGGGAGUGCCUUGCUCUGCAAUGGGGUGGCCCACGGCAUCGUCUCCUAUGGCUUCCAGAUCCCGCCUUCUAUAUACACCCGCGUGGCCUUCUACCUUCCUUGGAUCGAGGCGACGAUGAAUGAAUACUGAUGAAGAGAGAGAGAAGCUUAUUGCAGCGUUUCAAUGCAUUUUUUUUUUUUUGCCUC
Molecule: messenger RNA, 841 nt
Organism: Notechis scutatus (mainland tiger snake)
Lineage: Eukaryota; Metazoa; Chordata; Lepidosauria; Squamata; Elapidae
Product: mast cell protease 2-like
Biological process (GO): proteolysis
Molecular function (GO): serine-type endopeptidase activity
Source: RefSeq, a predicted model, not a curated record